This is a messenger RNA of Molossus molossus (Pallas's mastiff bat), 3198 nucleotides long. RefSeq names its product leucine rich repeat containing G protein-coupled receptor 5 (gene LGR5). Gene Ontology annotation, biological process: G protein-coupled receptor signaling pathway. Gene Ontology annotation, molecular function: protein binding; G protein-coupled receptor activity; protein-hormone receptor activity. NCBI's taxonomy places the organism in Eukaryota, Metazoa, Chordata, Mammalia, Chiroptera, Molossidae. The record is from RefSeq and is a predicted model, not a curated record. The transcript is spliced from 18 exons. The coding region runs from base 284 to 3007 and encodes 907 amino acids. Gene Ontology annotation, cellular component: membrane.
GCUGCUCCACACAGAGCAGGCGACUGCAGCAGCACCGCUCACCGCCCUGCAGCGGCUGCAGCCAGGGUCGCUCCCGAGGUCCGCGUGGCGGCAGCGGGCACGGAUCGGCCCCGCGGCGCUUCUCCUCGGCGCCCCGCCGGGGGGCAGGAGCAGGGCGCCCCGCGCUGCAGAAGCCGGCUGAGCUGCAGAAGCCCGCGGAGCCGCGCCUGGCGCGCCACGGUCCGCAGCAAACCCGACGCCGCCCCGAGACCGCGUCCCGCGCGCGGCUCCCUGCCCAGGCACCAUGGACACCUCCUCGGUCCGCGCGCUCCUGUCCUUGCUUGUCCUGCUGCAGCUGGCGGCCGGGGGCGGCUCGUCGAGACCCGGCACGCUGCUCCGGGGCUGCCCCGCGCACUGUCAGUGCGAGCCCGACGGCAGGAUGCUGCUCAGGGUGGACUGCUCCGACCUGGGGCUCUCGGAGCUGCCCUCCAACCUCAGCGUCUUCACCUCCUACCUAGACCUCAGCAUGAACAACAUCAGUCAGCUGCCCCCGAGUCCUCUGCACAGUCUCCGCUUCCUAGAGGAGCUACGUCUCGCCGGGAACGCUUUGACCUACAUUCCCAAGGGAGCGUUUGCUGGCCUCUGCAGCCUGAAGGUUCUAAUGCUGCAGAAUAAUCACCUAAGGCAGGUACCCACGGAAGCUCUACAGAAUUUGCGAAGCCUCCAAUCCCUGCGGCUGGAUGCCAACCACAUCAGCUAUGUCCCCCCCAGCUGUUUCAGUGGCCUGCAUUCCCUGAGGCACCUGUGGCUGGAUGACAACGCUCUGACGGAAAUCCCUGUACAGGCUUUCAGAAGUUUAUCAGCACUGCAGGCCAUGACCUUGGCCCUGAACAAAAUACAUCACAUACCAGACUAUGCCUUUGGGAACCUCUCCAGCUUGGUAGUUCUGCAUCUCCAUAACAAUAGAAUCCACUCUCUGGGAAAGAAAUGCUUUGAUGGUCUCCACAGCCUAGAGACUUUAGAUUUAAAUUACAAUAACCUUGACGAAUUCCCCACUGCAAUCAGGACACUCUCCAACCUUAAAGAACUAGGAUUUCACAGCAACAACAUCAAGUCGAUACCUGAGAAAGCAUUUGUAGGCAACCCUUCUCUUAUCACAAUACAUUUCUAUGACAACCCCAUCCAGCUGGUUGGAAGAUCCGCUUUUCAACAUUUACCUGAGCUAAGAACACUGACUUUGAAUGGUGCCUCACAAAUAACUGAGUUUCCGGACUUAACUGGGACAGCGAGCCUGGAGAGUCUGACUUUGACUGGAGCACAGAUCUCAUCUCUUCCUCAGACCGUGUGUGAUCAGUCACCUGACCUCCAAAUGCUAGAUCUAUCUUACAACCUGCUGGAAGAUUUGCCCAGUUUUUCAGUCUGCCAAAAGAUUCAGAAAAUAGACCUGCGACAUAAUGAAAUCUAUGAAAUUAAGGCCGACACUUUCCAGCAGCUGCUUAGCCUCCGAUCUCUGAAUUUAGCUUGGAACAAAAUUGCCAUUAUUCACCCCAAUGCAUUUUCUACUUUGCCAUCUCUAAGAAAGCUGGAUCUAUCGUCCAACCGCCUGUCGUCUUUUCCUGUAACUGGGUUACAUGGUUUAACUCACUUAAAAUUAACAGGAAAUCAUGCCUUACAGAGCUUGAUAUCAUCUGAAAACUUUCCAGAACUCAAGGUUAUAGAAAUGCCUUACGCUUACCAGUGCUGUGCAUUUGGAGUGUGUGAGAAUGUCUAUAAAAUGUCUAAUCAAUGGAAUAAAGGUGACAACAGCAGUACAGAUGAUCUUCAUAAGAAAGAUGCUGGAAUGUUUCAAGUUCAAGAUGAGCGUGAUCUUGAAGAUUUCCUGCUUGACUUUGAGGAAGACCUGAAAGCCCUUCAUUCGGUGCAAUGCUCACCGUCCCCAGGCCCCUUCAAGCUCUGCGAGUACCUGUUCGGUAGCUGGCUGAUCAGAAUCGGAGUGUGGACCGUCGCAGUUUUGGCCCUUACUUGUAAUGCCCUGGUGACUUCAACAGUGUUCCGGGCCCCUCUGUACAUUUCCUCCAUAAAGCUGCUCAUUGGGUUAAUCGCAGCGGUGAACAUGCUCAUGGGGGUGUCCAGCGCGGUGCUGGCCGGCGUGGACGCCGUCACCUUCGGCAGCUUCGCGCGGCACGGCGCGUGGUGGGAGCAGGGGGCAGGGUGCCAAGUCGUGGGGUUUCUGUCCAUUUUCGCUUCGGAAUCAUCUGUUUUCCUGCUGACCCUGGCAGCCCUGGAGCGCGGGUUCUCGGUGAAAUGCCCUGCAAAGUUUGAAACGAAAACUCCGUUUUCCAGCCUGAAAGCAAUCAUUUUGCUGUGCGCGGUGCUGGCGGUGACCAUCGCCACGGUGCCCCUGCUGGGCGGCCGCGAGUACAGCGCCUCCCCGCUCUGCCUGCCGCUGCCCUUCGGGGAGCCCAGCACCACCAGCUACAUGGUGGCUCUCGUCCUGCUCAACUCCCUCUGCUUCCUGGUGAUGACCAUCGCCUACACCAAGCUCUACUGCAACCUGGAAAAGGGAGACCUGGAGAACGUCUGGGACUGCUCGAUGGUGAAGCACAUCGCUCUCCUGCUCUUCACCAACUGCAUUCUUUACUGCCCCGUGGCUUUCUUGUCCUUUUCCUCUUUGCUGAACCUCACGUUCAUCAGUCCCGAGGUCAUUAAGUUUAUCCUUCUGGUGAUUGGCCCACUUCCUGCUUGUCUCAACCCCCUCCUCUACAUCCUCUUCAAUCCCCACUUUAAGGAGGAUCUGGGGAGCCUGGGAAAGCAAGCCCACUUCUGGGCAAGGUCGAAACACUCGAGUCUGAUGUCCAUUAACUCUGACGACGUCGAGAAGCAGUCCUGUGACUCAACCCAAGCCUUGGUGACGUUUACCAGCGCCAGCAUAGCCUACGACCUGCCGCCCAAUUCCGGCUCACCAUCCGCUUAUCCAGUGACCGAAAGCUGUCACCUUUCAUCGGUGGCAUUUGUCCCAUGUCUCUAAUUAAAUGUGAGAGAAAACGUUUUCAAAAAUUGAAAGCCCCAAAAUGUGAGAUUGAGUAUAUCUGAGCAGUAACUGAAAAGAGCUGAGUUGAAACUUGAUUUUUUUUUUAAAUCUCUCAGAGUGAAAAAGCUGAAAACCUAUUGAGACUGCAGAGUGAAAAGUGAGUCUAAAUGCUGCUUGUGUAAUUUGUU